Molecule: messenger RNA, 1113 nt
Organism: Cercospora beticola
Lineage: Eukaryota; Fungi; Ascomycota; Dothideomycetes; Mycosphaerellales; Mycosphaerellaceae
Product: F-box protein
Molecular function (GO): protein binding
Source: RefSeq, a predicted model, not a curated record
AUGUCGACCAAUCCGAACACCACCACCCGUGCCGCGAGCACACCAUCAGCCACAAUUCUCGACCUCCCGGCCGAAGUGAAGUUGAUGGUUUUAUCCCACCUUCCAGCAAACCAGGUACAAGAGUGCCGUCGAGUCUGCAGCGACUUCAAGGAGCUAAUCGAUUCGCAUGACAACCAGACGGCAAUUCGAAAACCUAUACUUGACCGCGGCGCAACAGAACAGGAGUCUUUCGUUGACUUCUUUCUUGUAACCGAUUGCGAGGAGAGUCUACUCUCGUACCUAUUCCAUUGGAUCGCCAGGAGAGGAAUCUGGCGGAGCAGAGAACGAAAUGCUCACAUUGCUCAUUCAGCUGCGAAGCAGUGGGCACUACACGUUUCGUCCACGUUCCGGAACACAUUCGCUGCUGACCCUAUGCACUUUGGAGCGCAAAUGGUCUAUAACUUCCUUGGACGUAUCGCAUAUGCUCUGAGUCAAGCGUACAUCGACACUCACUUUCCGGAUUUCUUUGAAGCGGAGGAUACUGAUGGCCUCGAGACCCAUGACAUGUGCGAUGUGAGUACCCUGGAAAAAUUCUAUGAGGUCAUUGAUGGCAGUCUUUACCAGGCUGACCUCAAUCACCUGAUCAAUGAGCUUGAUUUACCGCUGAGUAGAGCUCAACUAGGGCAAUGGUACGGAGAAAUCGUCGCGAAGCAAGAACCCCGCGUCUCCUCCUCCUCCUCCCUCUCCGAUCACGACGACGACACCACCACCCCACCCCUCAUCUCCAUCCCCCUCGGCCCCUCCCCACUUCUAGCCAUCCCACCCUACGUCCUCACAGAUUUCGAAUACUGGUACCAACUCAACGAAGAGGAUCUCGAAUUCGACAACAGCGACACUUACUCCGACUGCGCCUCUGACGUCUUUCCGCGAGAGACUCAUCGAAUCCCAGGCCGAUGUACGGCAAAGCAAUUGAGCAGAGUCUUGGGAGGAUGGCCUUGUGAGGAGCUUUACCCGCAUNGGACGUGGUGUGUGAAAUCGAAAUGGGCGGAUGAGUUGAUUGGGAAGGCGCUUGGUGGGGAGGAGUUGACGGAGAUGCAGAGGGCGGCGGUGAUUGAGGAGUUGUAUGUUUUUUGA